AUGAAGCACCGCUUAUCGUCUCUAGCGUUCGCCCGCAUCUCAACUGCACCACGCACACUCCACACACCUCUCCUCUCGAGCCUUUCUGUGAGAUCAUCACUGCUCAAGGGAGCAGCAGCGCGGCCCUUGCAGCCGAGGAGCUUUGCGGUCACGGCGCGCCUGGGCCUCGAGCUCCCCAGUAAGAACAGCGGCAGCUAUGAGGACUCGAAUGCGCGGCCUGCAUCCGAGCUGAACAACAACAUCACGCAAGAAGAGAAGGACGACUUUGCGAGGAAGCUGCGGGAAGACAAGGGCAAGCAAAUACGCACGCCAUGGCACAGAGAAGGCAGCGACAGGCCACCCGUGGCGCGACAACGCAGCGCUGGAGCCAUGACAAAGGGCAAACUGCUGACCACGCCCUCACGCAUGCUUAAGAUCAUCCUUCCCCUGACCACUAGAGACACAAAUUCGGACCGCAAAGACAUCGAGCCCCUUGCCCUGCUCGUCCACCCGCAACAGCCCAUAUCCUACCUCGAACGCCUGAUCCAGGCCGAGCUGCCUACAAUCAAGGACAAGGAUGGCAAGGAGCGCAUCCCCGGCGUCCACUUCAAAGCCGAAGACAGUAUGCAAGAUGAUCUGCAAGUCUCCCAGACCAGCGAAACCAUUGUCAGCAGUGACAGCGAGCCUGCCGAGGGCGACGAGGACUUUGAGCAAGUAGACGAGCACCGCAUAGACGGCAAGACGGUGAAGACGGGCAAGAUCAAGUCUCAGAACGAAGAAGCUGGCGCAGCGAUGAACCGCAAGACGCCUGACGAAGCUGUUGAGCUACGCGGUGGCCACGGCAAAGGCGGAGUGGAGUCGUACUCAGGCCUGGGCAAAGACGCUCCCAGCGACAAGAUCUCCAGCCGCAAGUUCGUGCGCUGGUCCAGCAGCACUGAGAUUGGCGACUUCAUCCGCGACGCAGCGCGCGGUCAGGAGUUCGCCAUAGAAAUCGAGGGCGCGCCCGAGGAAAUUCGCGUUGGCGUUCCCUCGUUCAACGACCGAACAUACUACCUGCGCAUGCGCUUGAGGAAGACCAGCAGGCAGAUCAGCGAGAUGGCAGACAUCAAGGAGCGCUGCGACAAGCUUGCGCACAAGGCCGCGCAGCAAGUAGCCACAGCAGGCUUCGCCGGUAUUGUGGGAUGGUGGGGAGUAGUCUACUACCUCACAUUCCAAACCGAGCUCGGCUGGGACGUCAUGGAGCCCGUCACCUACCUCGUCGGCCUCUCCACCCUAAUCGGCGGCUACGUCUGGUUCCUCUACCACAACCGCGAAGUCAGCUACCGCUCCGCCAUGAACUUCACCAUCUCGCGCCGCCAGUCAAAGCUCUACACGCAGCACAACUUCGACCUGCGGAAAUGGGAAGUCCUGAUCGAGGACGGCAACGCCCUGCGCAAGGAAAUAAAAGCCAUUGCCAACGAGUACGACGUCGAGUGGGACGAGAUGAAGGAGGAAAAGGACGAGAAGGUCGCCGAGGCGCUGCGUAAAGAUCGGAAGCAGAAGGAGGGGAAGAAGGAAAAAGAUGAUGUUGAUGAUGAUGAGCCCAAGGCGGGGAAGACGGAGGUUGGCCAUGGGCGAAAGGAGAGCUAG
Molecule: messenger RNA, 1608 nt
Organism: Ascochyta rabiei
Lineage: Eukaryota; Fungi; Ascomycota; Dothideomycetes; Pleosporales; Didymellaceae
Exons: 3
Coding region: 1-1608 (535 amino acids)
Biological process (GO): mitochondrial calcium ion homeostasis; calcium import into the mitochondrion
Cellular component (GO): uniplex complex; mitochondrial inner membrane
Molecular function (GO): uniporter activity; calcium channel activity
Source: RefSeq, a predicted model, not a curated record